Molecule: messenger RNA, 1722 nt
Organism: Dichotomopilus funicola
Lineage: Eukaryota; Fungi; Ascomycota; Sordariomycetes; Sordariales; Chaetomiaceae
Product: ADC synthase
Exons: 3
Coding region: 1-1722 (573 amino acids)
Biological process (GO): L-tryptophan biosynthetic process
Source: RefSeq, a predicted model, not a curated record
AUGGCGGCUCAGAAAAAACUCGACAUCCGUCCAACAGCGGCCGAAGCCAAGACGUUGGUUGAGCAAGCGGCUGUUGCGAACCCCCAGCCCACGUUGCUGCCGAUUUGCAUUACAGUACCCUCGGACCUCCUAACGCCGUCGGCCACGUACUUGAAGCUGUCGAAUGGCGCUACGGCCGAGUAUUCAUUCUUGCUUGAAAGUGCCACUGGGGCUACCGAGACCGUGGGGCGAUACAGUUUCAUUGGAGCUAAUCCAAGAAAGGUAAUUGCCACCGGGCCAGGUUAUGAGGAUGUCGGGGACCCGCUCCGCGCUCUUGAGACCCAACUUGGCCAAGAUAGGGUAAUCAGCGUGCCAUCACUCAAGCUGCCCAUCUUGACCGGGGGUGCUGUUGGGUACAUCUCCUACGACUGCAUCAAGUACUUCGAGCCCAAGACGGCUCGCCCACUCGACGACAACCUGCACAUCCCCGAGGCCUUGUUCAUGCUUUUCGACACCAUCGUCACAUUCGACCACUUCUUCCAGGCUCUCACCCUCGUUACCCAUAUGCGACUGCCCGAGGACCCGGCCGACUUCCAGUCCGCCUACGACGAGGCGUGCGCCAACCUCCGUGCAACACUCGCCACGAUCCAGCAGCCCGAGACGCCGCUUCCACCAAAACAGGAGGCGGAUCCGUCGACUUCCCAGCAAUACGCCUCGAAUGUCGGCCGCCAUGGCUACGAGUCCUUUGUCACCAACCUCAAGUCGCACAUUGUCAAGGGUGACAUCAUCCAGGCUGUGCCAUCGCAGCGCUUCUCGCGCGGUACUUCCCUCCACCCAUUCAACAUCUACCGCACGCUGCGCACACUGAACCCAUCCCCGUACCUCUUUUUCCUCACCUGCUCGGACUUCCACAUCGUCGGAGCGUCACCCGAGUGUCUGAUGAAGACAGACGGGUACGCACCCCUGCCGGUAGACGAACGGUUCGAGUACUCGGCCGCGCGGCGCCCACGGAUCGUCAACCACGCCAUCGCCGGCACGAUCAAGCGGGGCCUGAACCCGGCCGAGGACGACGAACUGGCGGCCGAGCUGCAAGCCAGCACCAAGGACCGCGCCGAGCACGUCAUGCUAGUCGACCUUGCGCGCAACGACGUCAACCGCGUGUGCCACCCGUCCACGGUCAAGGUCGACCGGCUGAUGCGCAUCGACCGGUUCAGCCACGUGCAGCAUCUCACCAGCGAGGUAUCUGGUCUCCUGCGUCCCGAGUGCACCCGCUGGGACGCCAUGCGCAGUAUCUUCCCCGCGGGUACCGUUUCCGGUGCGCCCAAGAUCAAGGCGAUGGAGCUAAUCUACGACCUGGAGAAGGAGAAACGCGGGAUUUACGCCGGUGCAGCAGGUUGGUUUGCGUACGACGUCGUGCGUGUAGAGACAGACAAGAAGUCAGGCGAGCGCAAGGUGUUUGUGGAGGAGGGCCAGAUGGACACGUGCAUUGCGAUCCGGACGAUGCUUGUCAAGAAGGGCACGGCGUAUCUACAGGCCGGCGGUGGUAUCGUGUUUGACAGCGAGAAGACGGAGGAGUGGAUGGAGACGAUGAACAAGCUCGCGGCUAACUUGCGGUGCAUUGAGUUGGCGGAGCAGUAUUAUGGUGAUGGCGCGGGCACGAAGUCGGUGCAGGAGAUUAUUGAGGAGGAGAGGCAGAAGGGGGAUGAGUUUUACCGGCUGCAGACUCUGGGCGCCGGGGCGUAG